Molecule: messenger RNA, 1054 nt
Organism: Esox lucius (northern pike)
Lineage: Eukaryota; Metazoa; Chordata; Actinopteri; Esociformes; Esocidae
Product: ependymin-like
Exons: 6
Coding region: 155-703 (182 amino acids)
Biological process (GO): cell-matrix adhesion
Cellular component (GO): lysosome; extracellular region
Molecular function (GO): calcium ion binding
Source: RefSeq, a predicted model, not a curated record
AGUGUUAUGAAUGCCUGGCGGCCAGUCAAAGAUGAGCAACAAUGUGCAGUAUCGUGCAGAGCUGUACUCCUCAGUAGGCAGAGUGAGGCUGUGAGAGUAGUUAGGGGUGAAUGUUAGAGGGUCUCCACCUCUUCUGACUGGAUCCCUCGCUGUGAUGAAUAAGAAGGUUCACGCCUUUGCCAAAUACACCUAUGACGCAAUGGGCCAGCGUAUUCGCUUCAAGGAGAUGGGCACCUAUGAGAACAAGACAUUUGGCAUUGAUGCCCUUCUGCUCUUCAGAAAGGGUAUCAUGUACAAGAUUCACCACAGGAACAAAACGUGUAAGAAGGAGAGACUGACAAGGGAGCACUUCCACCCCAUGGAGAUCCCCCGAGAUGCCACUCUGCUGGGCCAGGUAGUCUUGGGGAGUUCCUCUGGUCCUGGACAGGGUCUGCUGGUCAACACCUGGCAUGGAGAACAUAAAACCCGAACUGGUGGUAUGAGGAAGUAUUUGAGUACGUUUACUGAGUUUGGAUGCAUACCUGUCACCUUUACACACCACACCAACAGGACUGGCUGGGUGAUGACCACCUUUUUCAACAUUGUCAUUGGGAUCCAAAACCCAGAAGAGUUCAUCCCUCCAAAGUUCUGCAAGGGCGCUGAACUGGACGAGACUGAGGAGGAAGCAGACUUCUACAGCGUCUUUAAUCAUGUUGAGAACUGAAGGACUGUUCUUUUAUUCUACUUUAACAAGAUUUUCACACAACUACUGCUUCUGUUUCAGCUCUACCCGUCUAGGUCUUCUAAAUGUAUUUUUUUAUGAACGUAUCAUUUUAGAUGUGGACUCAGGAAUAUGCUGUACAAGAGUCAUGAACCAUGAGUAAGAAACAAAUUACAGGAUGGACAAAUGGCAUAACCUCACUGAGUUUAAGAUUAAUAUGAACACAUUCUAACUUUGAAAAACAUUAAUGGCUUUCUUUCAUGUGAGCGUGGGAGCUAUGUAUACUUGCACUGUAUACUUGUAUAUCAAGGCAAAAUGUCCUUUGGAAUAAAUUAAUACACUUAAGUAAUUGUU